AUGCUAUUCAAGAUCUUGGCAUUUCUGACGACAUUGCUCUUAUGCGGCGUCGUCUCUACCGCAGGUCAAGAGGAUGCCCCUGUCUCUAUCGAGGCGCAUGCCAGCCACAUUCUUGUGGACACGGAGGUCGAGGCCGACAAUCUCAACGCUCAGCUGAGCGAGGCCCCCAACCUCUUCGUCACGUUUGCCAAUCUUGCCAAAGAGCACAGCAAAUGUCCAUCCAGCCGCAAAGGGGGUGAUUUAGGAACGUUCGGUCGAGAUCAGAUGGUACCUGAGUUUGACCAGGUCGCCUUUGAGGGCGAAAUUGGAGUGGUGCACAAGGUCAAGACCCAAUUCGGGUGGCACCUUGUACUCAUCUCCCGUCGACUGGACGGAAAGGAAGAGCCGGACAACUUUCGUAGUCUUAAUAAGACUUUAAUGAAGGUUAUGCCUUUUCUCGGUCCAAUCAUCCUCAUUGCUAUCAUAGCUCUGGGGGUUCGUGGAGCCAAAGGGGGACCUCGAGCUCAUGCGUACCACAUUUUACUCAAAUCUGAAGACGAGGCAGACAAAUUGUUUAAGGAAAUUGACGCAGCGGAAGAUAAAAAAGGGAAGUUAUCGGAACUUGCUGGUAAAUACAGUACCUGUCCAUCGGGUAAGAAAGGGGGCGAUCUUGGAAUGUUUGGACGUGGAGAGAUGGUGCCUCAGUUUGACAAGGUUGUGUUUGAGGGAGAAGUGGGUACGCUGACGAAGGUGCAGACUCAGUUCGGGUGGCAUAUACUGUUGUGCACGGAACGUCUUGGAGACAAGAAAUCCAAGUAG
Molecule: messenger RNA, 798 nt
Organism: Peronospora farinosa
Lineage: Eukaryota; Oomycota; Peronosporomycetes; Peronosporales; Peronosporaceae
Source: the annotation of a GenBank genome assembly